CUCGGCCGCGGAACGGGCGCGUUUUAUCGGCUCACGAACCAGCGGUUUCCCGUGGCAGUUGGAUCGCGGCGACAGGGUGCGCGGCCGCCGGCGGCCAGCGGCGCGUGGGAGCUGGGCCCGGCCCGGGCGUGCGCUCCGCGGCCCGCGUCCUCGUCCUCUUACGCUGCCUUGGAUGAACCUAUCACAUAGGACAGCAUGCACCUUAAGAUCCUGAAGAAAGACCCAAAAUGUCCAAGUGACGUUCAGAAAUAACCUGUGAGGGCGCGUGGGGAAUCAUGCAGCCAUCAGGACACAGGCUGCGGGACAUCGAGCACCAUCCUCUGCUGGCUGAAAAUGACAACUACGACUCCUCGUCCUCCUCUUCCUCUGAGGCGGACGUGGCCGACAGGGUGUGGUUCAUCCGCGACGGCUGUGGCAUGGUCUGUGCCGUCAUGACGUGGCUCCUGGUCGUCUAUGCCGACUUCGUGGUGACAUUUGUCAUGCUGCUGCCUUCCAAAGACUUUUGGUACUCUGUGGUGAACGGGGUCAUCUUCAACUGCUUGGCGGUUCUCGCCUUGUCCUCGCACCUGAGAACCAUGCUCACUGACCCUGGGGCAGUGCCCAAGGGGAACGCCACAAAAGAGUACCUGGAGAGCCUGCAGCUGAAGCCCGGCGAGGUGAUCUACAAGUGCCCCAAGUGCUGCUGCAUCAAGCCAGAGCGCGCCCACCACUGCAGUAUCUGCAAAAGAUGUAUUCGGAAAAUGGACCAUCACUGCCCGUGGGUGAACAACUGCGUGGGAGAAAAGAAUCAGAGGUUUUUUGUACUCUUCACUAUGUACAUAGCCUUGUCUUCGGUCCAUGCCCUGAUUCUCUGCGGGCUGCAGUUCAUCUCCUGUGUGCGAGGGCAGUGGACUGAGUGCAGUGGCUUUUCACCUCCAGUGACCGUGGCCCUGGUGACCUUCCUGUGCCUUGAGGGCCUUCUGUUCUUCACUUUCACCGCCGUCAUGUUCGGCACCCAGAUCCACUCCAUAUGCAACGACGAGACGGAGAUCGAGAGGCUGAAAAGCGAGAAGCCCACCUGGGAGCGGAGGCUGCGGUGGGAGGGGAUGAAGUCCGUCUUUGGGGGUCCUCCCUCACUGCUCUGGAUGAACCCCUUUGUUGGCUUCCGAUUCAGGCGACUGCAAUUUAGACCCAGGAGAGGAGGCCCGGAGUUCUCGGUGUGAGGCCUCUUGUCGGGCUGGGACUGUCCUCAGACUCUGUUGCUGACUUGGAUCUGGACGGGCAUCAGCCUCCUGAUGGCAUCGGCCAUCAGUGGGGCAAGCGUGGCCUGCAGCCAGGAGCCUUGGGGGCCACGCGGUGGGCCCUCCCCAGAUCUCGCCUGAAGGGCACGCAGCCACGCUGGAGUGGGCGCCAUCUCCUCCCCGCAGUGGCAUCUCUUAGGGAGACUUGGGUGCUGCAUGGGCCGUGGGCACCCCUGUGCUCCGGCGGUGCUGCCAGAGCCGUGCUGGCCCUGCCGGAGGCUGCCGCAGACCAUGGCCUCCGAGCUCUGGAGCAUCGCACUGUCACAGCGGUGCAGCACGGCGGACAGCGAAGGCGGCUUCUGGAGCCCUCCCUGCUGCCCUGGGAGAGGCCCCCUGACCCUUGCUGCAAGUCUGUGUGUCUGUGUGCGCGUGUGCAUGUGUGUCGCUGGCGUGCUGUGUCGGGCUGUGGGCAGCAGUCAGGUGAGUUCAGGGAAGAGGGGUGAGCGCGGCGCCCCUGCCAGGAGGCAAUGAAUGUACUGCAGGCCGAGCGAACCUCCAUCCAAAGAACAGUCCUCCGUGUGGUCCUCUGUCGCUCUCCCGUGUUUACUUUAAAAAUCCACAGCGCUUGAGGGCUUGGCACUGAUUUUUUUUGGUGUUCCAGGCAAAAUAGCGAUGUGGACCUGGCCCUCCGUGGGAGGCGGUGGCCUCAGCCAGGGCCUGUGCAGGCGGAAGGCGGGACGGGCUGCCUUGGGCUGCAGGGCAGGUGCGGGCUCCGUGCAGGUGACCCUGAGGCCCGAGCUGGAGGGCACCUCCAAGUGGCUCUGGUUUUUAUGUUUGCUUCUCUACCUGCAGCACAGGUGAUGACAUUGGACCCUUGGUGUGAGCUCAAAACUAUGCCAGAAAGAACAGCGCCCCUCGUGGGGACUUGCCUUAACUCACCUGGUCGUGGUGCCGCCCACCUCCAGGGAGCAGCUGAGGGAGCCCGAGGCCUCUGUGCUGGGAAGGGGGUGUUUCCGCCCCUGCCACUGCUCCUGUCCUCCUCCUGCUGCGGAGGCAAACUAGAGGGGCCUACUGAGCCGGUUCUGGCCACGUGGCAGAUCAUGGGACUGAGUCACUGCAGAGGCGUGAACUGUCACAGCCAGAGGGACAGUGCAGCAGGGGUGACCCUGGACAGUGAGCUGCAAGGAUGUUUUGCACAUUCACUGGCACAUCUGUGUCUGGACCGGACACGGCGCUGGGCUUCUGCAGGAAGUUCUUACCGUGCAUAUCCUGAGCAUCAGACAGAAUCAUCACCGGUGGCUGGGCCCCGUGAGCGGGCAGGUGUGCAGCUCAAGUAUACUUGACUCCACUCUCCUCUCAGUGUAACUUUUAUAUGAAAUAAAGUCACCAAGCGACAGUUCUC
Molecule: messenger RNA, 2622 nt
Organism: Ictidomys tridecemlineatus (thirteen-lined ground squirrel)
Lineage: Eukaryota; Metazoa; Chordata; Mammalia; Rodentia; Sciuridae
Gene: Zdhhc7
Product: zDHHC palmitoyltransferase 7
Biological process (GO): protein targeting to membrane; peptidyl-L-cysteine S-palmitoylation
Cellular component (GO): Golgi apparatus; endoplasmic reticulum
Molecular function (GO): protein-cysteine S-palmitoyltransferase activity
Source: RefSeq, a predicted model, not a curated record